This is a messenger RNA of Baudoinia panamericana UAMH 10762, 2640 nucleotides long. RefSeq lists its product as uncharacterized. The transcript has a single exon. Gene Ontology annotation, cellular component: membrane; early endosome; Golgi apparatus. Gene Ontology annotation, molecular function: voltage-gated chloride channel activity. Lineage: Eukaryota; Fungi; Ascomycota; Dothideomycetes; Mycosphaerellales; Teratosphaeriaceae. The record is from RefSeq and is a predicted model, not a curated record. Bases 1 to 2640 code for a protein of 879 amino acids. Gene Ontology annotation, biological process: transmembrane transport; chloride transport.
AUGCCGUCACGGCUCAUUGUUCCAGACGAGAACACAGGACUGCUAGCACAGAUAGAUGGACUAGCAAGCGGCUACAGAACGCUGCCCGCGAGCAUCCCGAACACGCCGCGCUACCCGCUUAGCAGGCAGCAUAGCCAGGUGAACACGGGACGCUUGAGAGCCGUAAGCCGGCGUGCAUCAUUCGGCGGACGUCUUGCAAGAGCGCUGGGUACAGAUGCAAACCAGAUUGAACCGAAUGACGUGGAGUCAACGAAGCAGUCUUCUUAUUUCGACGAUCGGGUGUGGUACGAUCAGUUCACUUCGACCGAUUGGGUACACGACAGCAUCGCGGACGCUUUUCGCGUGAAAGAGCUCAGAAGCCGGAAGGAUUUCAGGGGCAGGGUGCGGGCAUUAUUCGACGCCGGACAAGGCUGGAUCAUAGUCGCAAUUAUUGGCGUGAUCACGGCCGGCUUUGCGUAUGUCAUCGACGUUACGGAAGCCGGUCUGUUCGACUACAAGUCUGGAUAUUGCACAAGGCGCUGGUACUACAGUAAGAGAAGGUGCUGCACUGGCGCCAGUAUAUGCGACGAUUGGGCACGUUGGUCGGAUCUUCUGCACAUACAAGGCGACAGUAAGAUGUGGACGGACUUCGUGGCGUACAUUAUCUGGGUGGUUGUGCUAGCCACUCUGGGGUGUGUCGUUACAUUGCAAACGAAGACGGUCGUCUCCUCUGCCAUCUCACUUUCUACGCUAGAUGAAAAUCUGGGCGCCGACCGUCACCACUCCUCCAAGGAUGACACGGAAGGCCGCAGAGCAAGCAUGAGCCCAACCCGGAGAUUCGAGGAGGCUGCCCAACGACCGCCCGUCAUCUACUAUCCGGCGGCCGGCAGUGGAGUCGCCGAAGUCAAGGUCAUACUGUCCGGCUUUGUCCUGCACGGCUACCUCGGUCUCAGAACGCUUAUUGCAAAGACCAUCGGCCUGAUACUGAGUGUCGCAUCUGGUCUGUCGAUUGGCAAAGAGGGCCCGUACGUGCACAUUGCGACCUGCAUCGGCAACAUCGCCUGUCGUCUGUUCGCAAAGUAUCGCACUAACGAUGGCAAACGACGCGAAGUACUCUCAGCCUCUGCAGCAGCAGGAGUCGCUGUGGCCUUCGGAGCGCCCAUUGGAGGCGUGCUGUUCAGCUUGGAAGAAGUUUCAUACUAUUUCCCACCGAAAACAUUGUUUCGGACCUUCUUCUGUUGCAUCGCCGCCGCACUUUCCCUGAAGUUUUUCAACCCGUAUGGCACUCAGAAGAUUGUACUCUUCCAGGUGCGCUACCUGAGCGACUGGCGCUUCUUCGAGCUGAUCGUCUUCGCACUUCUCGGCAUGCUUGGUGGCGCGACCGGAGCGCUGUUCAUCAAAGCGUCUCGCUUCUGGGCGCAGACAUUCCGGAAGAUCACCGUCAUCAAGAAAUACCCCAUCGUCGAAGUAGUACUAGUGUCAAUCAUCACUGGAUUGGUCAGCUACUGGAAUCGGUAUACGCGCUUACCGGUGGCCGAGCUGCUCUUCGAGCUUGCUGCACCUUGCGAUGCUUUCACCAGCAGCGGGACCGGAUUAUGCCCAACACAGGAUCGCAUACCCAGCAUCAUUUGGUAUCUAUGCGUCGCAUUCGUGAUCAAGGCUGCGCUUACUGUCGUCACUUUCGGUGUCAAAGUUCCAGCAGGCAUAUAUGUCCCGUCCAUGGUCAUAGGCGGCUUGCUGGGAAGAAUAAUUGGUCAUUGUGUCCAGUACUUGACACUCCGGUAUCCAGACUUCGGCCUCUUUGCAGGCUGUCCAGCGGACGGCAACCCUGAAGGCUGCGUGGUACCUGGCGUUUACGCGUUGGUGGCCGCUGGCGCCACCAUGUGCGGUGUCACUCGGCUUUCGGUAACGCUGGCCGUUAUUCUGUUUGAGUUGACUGGCAGCUUAGAGCACGUGUUGCCCUUCUCACUAGGCGUUCUCAUCGCGAAGUGGACGGCUGACGCUUUGGAACCCUUGAGCAUCUACGACCUCCUGACCGACAUGAAUGCAUACCCUUACCUCGACGCAAAGGCACGCCCGGUGUUCACGUCCGAGCUGGGCGAUAUCACAGAUCCACCCCGACGGAAUCGGUUCGUGGACAUUACGACCUCGCCUCUUGUGCCCGCCACUCAGUUGCGGAUGAAGCUGCAGUACCUGCACAUGGCCGGUGAGCUAGACGGAGGCCUUCCAGUCCUCCGAGAUGGCAUCUUGGUGGGCAUGAUACCCGCUCCCGACCUGGAAUACGCGCUCGACCGCCUCGAAAGCGACGAUAACAAGCUGUGUCUCAUGAGUCCUCGAGAUAGUCCACAAGACCAGUGGUCUGGACAGGAGAGCAGCGUCGCUGAAUCCAGGCAUGAUCCUUUUGGCCCGGAUGGUGCGAGUGACCGUCAACACGCGCCGGCGGAUGAGCACGACCUGACAGACUUCACGCCCUUUAUCGAUCCCGCUCCCGUGGCUUUGGACAUUACGAGUCCUAUGGAUCUGGUGUUCGAGUGCUUUGUCAAGCUUGGGUUGCGGUAUAUCUGCGUGCUUAGGGAGGGCAAGUACGCAGGGAUGGUUCAUAAGAAGCAGUUUGUUCGGUUUGUGAAGGAGGAGCAUGAGAAAGAGCGGAAGUAUAAGUAG